AAUCAGCUGGGCAGAGAAGAAAGGACACCAAAGAUGGUCAGGAAGAGAUGAGAAACCCAUCCACCAGUCCCAAGGGAGCACUGGAGUGAUUGAGAACUGUCCCUUUGACCGUGGGACUCACAGCCCCCUCUGAGCAACCAGCACAGGCCUCUCCUCCCAAGAGGCAUGAGAGAUUCAUUCUGCACACCUCCAGGAAGGACAGUUUUCUCUGGGACACCCAGGUCCUGAAUGUCCAUCUUUGGGAGUUGCAGUCAAACUAGACACAAUUAGAGAAAGGAAGGGUCCCUGUCACCAGGCAACACACAGCUCACCCACAGCACAAUGGGGUGUCCCUGUGACAGGGACCUGCUGCAGCUCCAGCCUCCUGCACUGAAGGGGAGAGCCAGAUGGGGAUGAAAGAGGGCAAGGGGUGUGAAUGUGCACCCUGACCCAGAGCCAUUGGGACAGCAGGAGGCUGAGGCCCAGAACUGUGCUUGCUGAACCUACAGGGUAUGUGUGUGACUGUGUGAGUCUGCAUGCAUCUCUUUUUUGUGUGUGUUUGUGUUUCUGCACAUAGUGUGUGCCGAGGUUUGGUGACAGAAUCACUGCUGAAAAAGGCAGAGGCCAGGUCCCACAUUUCCCAGGGACAUGACACAAAGACAAAAGGAAAAAGAGACGGAGGGACAAGGAGGCAGGACUGAGAGGUGUCCUGGGCAGAGACCCCGCCCAUGAGCCUUAGAAGUGCUCCUGCCCCGGGAAGAGGCUCAGCACAGAAGGAGGAAGGACAGCACAGCUGACAGCCGUUCUCAGAAAGUUUCUGGAUCCCAGGCUUAUCUCCACAGAGAACACGCAGGCAGCACAGGCCAUGGGGCCCCUCUCAGCGCCUCCCUGCACACUGGACAUCACCUGGAAGGAGCUUCUACUCACAGCAUCAUUUUUAAUCUUCUGGAACCCGCCCACCACUGCCCAAGUCACGAUUGAAGCACAGCCAACCAAAGUUUCUGAGGGGAAGGAUGUUCUUCUACUUGUCCACAAUUUGCCCCAGAAUGUUGCUGGCUACAGCUGGUACAAAGGGCAAAUAAUGGACCUCCACCAUUACAUUACAGCAUAUACAAUAGACACUGAAAUGAUUAUACUUGGGCCCGCAUACAGUGGACGAGAAACUGUAUAUUCCAAUGCAUCCCUGCUGAUCCAGAAUGUCACCCAGAAGGACACAGGAUCCUACACCAUUCAAAUCACAAAGCGAGGUGAUGGGACUAAAAGAGUAACUGGACAUUUCACUUUAUACCUGGAGACUCCCAAGCCCUAUAUCUCCAGCAGCAACUUAAACCCCAGGGAGGGCACGGAGACUGUGAUCUUAUCCUGUGAUCCUGACACUCAGGACGUAAGCUACCUGUGGUGGAUAAAUGGUCAGAGCCUCCCUAUCAGUCGCCCGUGGCAGCUGUGCGAAAACAACAGGAUCCUCAUGCUAUAUGGUGUCACAAAGGAUAUUGCAGGACCCUAUGAAUGUGAAAUGAAGAACCCAGUGAGUUCCAGCCGCAGUGACCCAGUCACCCUGAAUCUUCUCUUGGAGCUGCCCAAGCCCUACAUCACCAGCAACAAUUUCAACCCCAUGGAGAAUAAGAAUGUUGUAGCUUUAACCUGUGAACCUAAGACUCAGGGCUAUACCUAUGUGUGGAGGGUAAAUUGUCACAGCCUCCUGGUCAGUCCCAGGCUAAAGCAACUUGGUAAAAACAGGAUCCUCAUUCUAACCAGUGUCACAAGAAAUGACACAGGACCCUAUGAAUGUGAAAUAUGGGACCGAGUUGGUAGCAUCUGCAGUGAACCAGUCACCCUGGAUGUCCUUUAUGGUCCAGACGUCCCCAGCAUUUUUCCUUCACGCACCGAUUACCAUUCAGGAGAAAAUCUCUACUUGUCCUGCUUCGCGGAUUCUAACCCACCGACAGAGUAUACUUGGUCGAUGCAUGGGAAGUUUCUGCAAUCAGGACAAAAGCUCUCUAUCCCCAAAAUUACUACAAAGCAUACCGGGAUCUAUGGUUGCUCUGCUCGUAACUCAGCCACUGGCAGGGAAAGUUCCACAUUCAAGAUGAUCGUAGUCUCUGCUCCUUUAAGAAGAGGACGUCUACCCUGGGAUAUUCCGACAUAGCAACUGUGAUGUCAUUUCUGUAUUUCAGGAAGACUGGCAGACAGUUGCUUUGAUUCUUCCUUGAAGUACUUAAAAUCAGCUACAGUUCAAAAUUGCUUUUUCUUCAAGGAGAUAUAUGGAAAAGACUCUGACAACGACUCUUGAAUACAAGUUUCUGAUAACUUCAAGAUCAUACCACUGGACUCUCUGAGAACUUUCAAAAUUUUAAUGAACAGGCUGAUACCUUCAUGAAAUUCAAAACAAAGAAGAA
Chlorocebus sabaeus (green monkey) is the source of this 2375-nucleotide messenger RNA. The record is from RefSeq and is a predicted model, not a curated record. NCBI's taxonomy places the organism in Eukaryota, Metazoa, Chordata, Mammalia, Primates, Cercopithecidae.